UUUCGUGCCAGAAGACGUCGACAUAGUUCAAAGGAGCAGUCGUUAAAGUCCAGCCAAAUGAAACACAAAAUGAACUAAAUAUUAUAGGGAAACUAUUAAGUCUCUUUUAAAUCAUAUACGAGCCGUUUUCACAGGAUUAUAUUCUCUCUUUUUUUUUUUUUAGAUGCUGCUCCCGCCAGUAGGACCGUUCACGGCGCCAUCUUGGAUCCUUCAAGCUUGAAACAAGCUGACUAAGAAUGGGAGUAAAAGGGCGUCAUAGAUGCUAGAAUAUAUAUUCUUAAAAUUAAGUAACUCCGCCGUGAUGAGUUCAGAGGUCCAGGCUGCAGUCUCUGCACACUCCGCCCACCACCGAUCAGCAAAGGACAACAAACAAGUCCGAGUCACGUCCUCAGUCUUCCCACGGUGGGGGGAAAAACAUCAGCCAUUUGCAGUAUGAGUCGCCGUGUGGCCAUCAUUGGAGCAGGUAGCUCGGGUCUGGCCUGCAUCAAGUGCUGCCUGGACGAGGGGCUGGAGCCCGUCUGUUUUGAGAGCAGCGACGACAUCGGAGGCCUAUGGAGGUUCAAGGACCACCCCGAGUCGGACCGGGCCAGCAUCUACCACUCUGUCAUAAUCAACACCUCCAAGGAGAUGAUGUGCUACAGCGACUAUCCUAUCCCUGCGCACUUCCCAAACUACAUGCACAACACACUCAUCAUGGACUACUUCCGAAUGUACGCCGACCAUUUCCGGCUCCUCAAGCACAUACGCUUCAACACCAAAGUCCUGCAGGUAAAGCCGAGGGCAGAUUUUACACGUUCCGGCCAGUGGGAUGUUGAGUCGGAGGGCAAGGAUGGCAAAAAGAAUAAACACAUAUUUGACGCGGUGAUGAUCUGCAUUGGACACCACUGUCACCCCAACUUGCCUCUCCAGGACUUCCCAGGUAUUGACAAGUUUGAGGGCAAGUACUUCCACAGUCGGGACUACAAGACUUCCGAAGAGUGGCGGAACAAGAAGGUGGUGGUGGUAGGGAUCGGGAACUCCGGAGGGGACAUCGCCGUGGAGCUAAGCCGAGUCACCAAGCAGCUUUACCUGAGCACACGAAGAGGGGCGUGGAUCUGGUACAGGGUGGGGACGAACGGCAUGCCAAUGGAUAUGAGUUAUACCAGGCUGUUGAAAACGGUGCAGGGGAUCCUUCCCUUCAACUUCAUGUGUGGCCUGGCAGAGAACAGGCUCAAUCAAAAAUUUGAUCAUAACCUGUACAACCUGAGGCCAAAUCACAGAUUGUUCAGCCAGCACCCCACCGUGAACGACGACCUUCCCAACCGCAUCCUGUCAGGAACGGUGCAGGUGAAGCCCAACAUCCGCGGAUUUCACGGCUCCAGCGUGGAGUUUGUCGACGGCAGCGUGGUGGAGGACGUGGACUUGGUGGUUUUUGCCACAGGUUACAGUUUUUCCUUCCCGUUCCUGGCCUCGGAUGUGAUCCCCGUGUCGGGCAACAAGGCGCCGCUGUACAAGUAUGUGUUUCCCCCUGAGCUGCAGCGCCCCACGCUGGCUGUGAUCGGCCUGGUGCAGCCUCUGGGGGCCAUCAUGCCCAUCUCUGAAAUGCAGGCCAGGUGGGCCACGAGGGUAUUCAAAGGCUGCCUCAAGCUUCCAUCUGUGGAUUGCAUGCUGGAUGAUAUCAAGUAUAACGAGGAGACCAUGGCGGGAAGGUACGUGACCAGUCCGAGACACACCAUCCAGGUGGACUACGCCGUAUACAUGGACGAGAUCGCUACGAUGCUGGGGGUCCGACCCAACGUCGCCAGGUUACUGCUUACCGACCCGAAGCUGGGACUGAACCUGCUGACUGGGCCCAUCACCCCCUACCAGUACCGCCUCAAAGGUCCAGGGAAGUGGACCGGAGCCCGUCAAGCCAUACUGACUCAGUGGGACAGGGUGGCCCAACCCUUUAAGACCCGACCGUGCGACGGAGUCGAAGCCAAGCGGUCCCUGAAGUGGCCGCUGAUUCUGUUGACGGCCGCGGGUGUGGCCGCUUACGUUAACAGCAGCCGCUUGUAUGCUUUUUUGCAGGACCCCGCAGCGAUUUUGGACAGAGUCAAAGUGAGCCUGCCUGUACUGGCACACUGAUUGCUGAAUAAAUAUGAAGGGGAGGAGAUAACGCUGGAAAAGUUGAUUACAGUAAAUUCCUCCCUGUUGGCAGAUUUAUUUUCUCAGCUUUGAAUUGUACUUUUCUUUGGUAACUUCGAUAGAAAGUGGUGUGAUGGCGCUAUCUGCAGAGAGAAAAAGAUGCCAAUGUUGCUUAACUACACAUUUUUGUGAGUACAACUCUGUAUAUCGUAUGCCUGUAAUUGUUUUGUAAUGUGGAAAUGACUGUACUGUAUGUCAAGCUAAAAAUAUGUACAAAACCCAAAACCAGUGAAGUUGUCACGUUGUGUAAAUGUUAAAUAAAAACAGAAUACAAUGAUUUGCAAAUCCUUUUCAACUUAUAUUCAAUUGAAUAGACUGCAAAGACAAUAUAUUUAAUGUUCCAACUGAGAAACUUCUUUUUAUUUUUGCAAACAAUCAUUAACUUAGAAUUUAAUGGCAGCAACACAUUGCAAAAAAGUUGCCACAGGUGCAUUUUUACCACUGUGUUACAUGGCCUUUUCUUUUAACAACACUCAGUAAACGUUUGGGAACUGAGGAGACCCAAUUUUUGAAGCUUUUCAGGUGGAAUUAUUUCCCAUUCUUGCUUGAUGUACAGCUUAAGUUGUUCCAACAGUCCGGGGUCUCCGUUGUGGUAUUUUAGGCUUCAUAAUGCGCCACACAUUUUCAAUGGGAGACAGGUCUGGACUACAGGCAGGCCAGUCUAGUACCCGCACUCUUUUACUAUGAAGCCAUGCUUGGCAUUGUUUUGCUGAAAUAAGCAGGGGCGUCCAUGAUAACGUUGCUUGAAUGGCAACAUAUGUCGCUCCAAAACCUGUAUGUACAUUUCAGCAUUAAUGGUGCCUUCACAGAUGUGUAAGUUACCCAUGCCUUGGGCACUAAUGCACCCCCAUACCAUCACAGAUACUGGCUUUUGAAUUUUGCGCCUAUAACAGUCCGAAUGGUUCUUUUACUCUUUGGUCCGUACGGAGGACACGCCGUCCAUAGAUUCCAAAAACAAUUUGAAAUGUGGACUCGUCAGACCACAGAACACUUUUCCACUUUGCAUCAGUCCAUCUUAGAUGAGCUCGGGCCCAGCGAAGACGGCGGUGUUUCUGGGUGUUGUUGAUAAAUGACUUUGGCUUUGCAUAGUAGAGUUUUAACUGGCACUUACAGAUGUAGUGACGAACUGUCGUUACUGACAGUGGUUUUCUGAAGUGUUCCCGAGCCCAUGUGGUGAUAUCCUUUACACACUGAUAUCGCUUUUAGAUGCAGUACCGCCUGAGGGAUUGAGAGUCACGGGCACUCAAUGUUGGUUUUCAGCCUUGCCGCUUAAGGGCAGUGAUUUCUCCAGAUUCUCUGAACCUUUUGAUGAUAUUACAGAUGGUGAAAUCCCUAAAUUCCUUGCAAUAGCUGGUUGAGAAAUGUUGUUCUUAAACUGUUAGGCAAUUUGCUCACGCAUUUGUGGACAAAGUGGUGACCCUCACCCCGUCCUUGUUUGUGAAUGACUGAGCAUUUCAUGGAAGCCGCUUUUACGCCCAAUCAUGGCACCCACCUGUUCCCAAUUAGCCUGUUCACCUGUGGAAUGUUCCAAAUAAGUGUUUGAUGAACAUUCCUCAACUUUUUCAGUUUUUUUUGCCACUUGUGCCAGCUUUUUUGAAACAUGCAGCAGGCAUCAAAUUCCAAAUGAGCUAAAAUUAGCAAAAAAAUAACAAAAGAUUACCAGUGUGGACAUGAAAUAUAUUGUCUUUGCAGUCUAUUCAAUUGAAUAUAAGUUGAAAAGGAUUUGCAAAUCAUUGAAUUCUGUUUUUAUUUACCAUUUACACAACUUCACUGGUUUUGGGUUUUGUAGAUUGAAACAUUGACCAGCACAGGGUACUAAAAUCCGCAACUGGACAGAGUCGUGUAUAAAGAGCGUAUGGCCAACUCAUUUUCAGACCAUCUCCUAAAUGAUGCGUUAAAAGGCGCUCACGUAACUGCAGGGCGCCAUGUUUGCCUCUAACUACGCGUGUACUACACUUUCUCAUUCGGCAUCUAUUUUAUUUGAGGAGGAGUUAUUCCGUGUAAACAUGCAUAUCCAUACACAGCUGACAUACUUGUUAUUGGUAUUGACAUAAAUAAAGUUGAUUUGAUUUGA
Molecule: messenger RNA, 4240 nt
Organism: Nerophis lumbriciformis (worm pipefish)
Lineage: Eukaryota; Metazoa; Chordata; Actinopteri; Syngnathiformes; Syngnathidae
Product: flavin-containing monooxygenase 5-like
Molecular function (GO): NADP binding; flavin adenine dinucleotide binding; N,N-dimethylaniline monooxygenase activity
Source: RefSeq, a predicted model, not a curated record